Pistacia vera is the source of this 2718-nucleotide messenger RNA. Its product is annotated as phosphatidylinositol N-acetylglucosaminyltransferase subunit GPI1. The coding region runs from base 159 to 2339 and encodes 726 amino acids. Gene Ontology annotation, cellular component: membrane. The transcript is spliced from 10 exons. The record is from RefSeq and is a predicted model, not a curated record. NCBI's taxonomy places the organism in Eukaryota, Viridiplantae, Streptophyta, Magnoliopsida, Sapindales, Anacardiaceae. Gene Ontology annotation, biological process: GPI anchor biosynthetic process.
UUGAGAGCUGAGAUUUCAAAGACGCAGAUAUGAACUGGAAACUAGAAAGAACUAGCACUCACCGUUUUGGAUAAAUCCCGAACUGGCGUCGAUUUCAUCUGCUCGCGAGUGUUGAUGACCGAGUAUUUUGAUUUUGAUGCGAUGAUGUUGAGGUGAAAAUGAGAAGACAAUGUAGGAUUUGGUGGCCGAAGCAGCUCUCCUCAAGUGAAUCAUCUUCGUACUCUUUUUUGUUUGGUUGGUUUGUCUCUUGUGCAUCCACUUCUCUUGAUAUCAUCGUGGCGUUUGCAUGUGAUGAGGUCUCACUUUCUCGGUGCCAAUGUAGUCUUAAGCAGGAGAUCCUCCGUGACACAAAUGGUAGCAUGUCUGUAUUUUUACAGGACAAAUCAAUGUUUUCUUUACUGGGUCAGUGUGCUGCAUAUCCAAGCAGAAAUGAUCAAUUGUUGAGGGUUGAUAUGGUAAAUGACAAUCAAAGUAAGUCUUCAAACGAUGGUGCUGUGAGUCAAUUGAACAGGAAGGUUAGGUCUAGAGAGAAGAAUAAUGGGUGUGAAUGUGGGUGCAACAAACUCGAUGGCUUAUUAGAAAAACAUAGGCUAGCUGCUGUCAGAAGCAGUCAAUGGAUCCAUAUGGUAUAUGAUUCUCAUGAAAUUCAUGGUAGAAAUAUACAUUGGAUUCCUAAAUUGCAUCAUAUGCACUGGAACGGGAAAAUAUUGUCUCAGUGUGAUGUCCACGUAAUAUUUUAUGAAGCUCCCAGAUACGGUUCACAUCAUUUCUCCAUGAGUUUUUGGAAUUCUUCUAAACGAGUGAAAGCUCUUUUGAAGAAACCCAAGUGGGUCUAUGAACUUCACCAGAAGCAGCCCCUUAAUGACUUGGAAGCAGUCGUUCUGGCUAUGAACAGUGCCACAGCUUCCAAAAUGGUUUUUGAGAAACAUGUGGGCUCCAAGGGAUCUUUUGCGAAGUUUUCUAUUAUUUGCAUGUUUAUUGCCUUGGUGUGGCAGUUAUUGGCUGUGUCUGUGGCUUCAUUGUCCACCAUGUUUUAUAUUUUUCUUCAGUUUCUCCAUAGCCUUUUGAAAUUUGCAUCAGAAACAUGGAUAAAUAUGGCAUCAGCAAGGGUAUUCAACUUUGCAUUUAUCAAUUUCCAAAUCCGAUGUGGUCAGAUCUUGUAUUGGCCAAUUUUUCUUCAAGACAAAGACCUCAGGUCUCAGUCAUGUGUGGAACAUGCAGAGAAAGCUGCAUUACAUAGGCAUUCCAUGUGGUCAAGCUUGGCUGUUGAUGUUCUUUUGGGGAACUUGAUUGGUCUGGCACUUUUGUUUCAUGCAGAAGCAGUGUGCUCGCAUAUUUUGAACUUUGCCAAUGACAUGACAAAUGAGUUGCUGCGUUCAGGUUGUGUGUGGUUGAUGGGAGUGCCAGCAGGUUUCAAGUUGAAUACGGAAUUGGCAGGAGUUCUAGGCAUGAUUUCCCUUAAUGCCAUCCAAAUAUGGUCUACUCUCUGGUUCUUUGUGGAUUAUCUAUUUAUUUAUUUGGUCAAAGGAAUUGCUGUAUUAGGAAUUCUUUUUGGGAUGACUAUACCUGCUGCAUUUGUCAGAGACAUGAUUGUGCUAGUGACGUUGCAUGUGUCAACUCUUCAUUGGAUGAUCUCAGUUUUGUAUUCACAGCAGAUACAGGCAUUAGCAGCUUUGUGGCGCCUCUUUAGGGGUCGUAAGUGGAAUCCUCUUCGACAAAGAUUGGAUAGCUAUGACUAUACAGUGAAGCAACAUAUUGUUGGGUCUCUUCUGUUUACACCACUUCUGCUUCUGUUACCAACAACUUCUGUUUUCUAUAUUUUUUUCACGAUGAUGAACUCAUCUAUCAGCCUUAUUUGCAUGCUGAUUGAAGUCACUGUAUCUGUCAUCCAUGCCACACCAUAUAUUAACAUUGUUCUCUGGCUGAUGAGGCGAAGAAGAUUUCCUUCAGGGAUAUGGUUUGAAAUUGUAACUUGUCACAGUAAUAGCAUUCUUUUUCCAGAGGUUAGUUGCCUGGAUAAAAUCAGUUUACCCAAGAAUUCACAGCUGAAAGAGAGUAUAAGUGGAAAUGUUCUGAUUUCAGUUCUCCACAGCAACUUUUGGAGUAUAGGACAAAUAGUGUUGCCUCACUACAGAAAAGUUUUUUCUGGGGUUUCUAGAUCAUAUUUUGCUAAAUCAGCUUAUGGAGUCCUUACUGGAAAAAGAAUGGCAUAUACUUUGGGGACAAAGCUUCCUUCAACAAUGCCUUGGAUGUUCAUUCCAUGCAAGGAGUAUUGGUGCCUUUGCCGUAAUUCGAUUCUUGCAUGCAUGCCGGAAUGUGACUGUUAUCGAUGUCGAUGAUUUCUUACCUGAUUUUACGAAACUUCUUAGCAUCUUAUUGAUGAGAGAUAUAUUUUGCGAAUUCCUCACUCAAUUUUGAAGGAUACCAGGCAUGAAACAAUAUGGGUCCUCAAUCAAAGCUGGUUUGGUUAUACAAUACAAUCAUAGUUAGGAUGUGUGCAUAACUAUUUAGCAAUUUUGCUUUGAUACACAAUUAUUCAUAAUUUCGAAAUUUUGAAAAUUUUCUUCUAGCUGAUAAAACAGUAUGCUAGUCUUUGUUUACUUCCUUUUAAACCGUCGGAUUUCUUCAUGGUCCUUAUUAACUACUUAACCUCUUGAAACGUAUAAGAAUAAUGUUGCGCCAGUUCCGUAUCAGUUUUUUUUCUCAAAUUGACACGGU